CCAUCGAGGAGCUUUUCAAUGACAUGCACAAAGUGAUAAUGCAUCGACAUGCAGACACAUGAUGGUCUCUCCACAUACACCGCACACGCAACCACACCACAGCCCCACGUCGAUCAGAGGACCAGCCCUCAGCCACGGACAAAUAGCAACGAAUGACACUGCGACACGAGACGGCAAAAAGCUUAGUACAUCACCCAGUGUAAUGUCUCAUUGCCAAAUGUCUAUCUGUCGGUCAGCCUCAUUCCCUGUUUCUUUCUUUCUUUCUUCCUUCCUUUCUUUCUCCCUCCCUCCCCUGUCUGUUCAUGAUAUCGGUCUCACUGCUUGUUCGUUCACUGGCUGACGUCCUUCCUGCUCGCCUCCUUGACGAGUGUCGCCUUGGCGUCAUCCACCAAGUUCUGCAUCGGGCAUAUCUGCGACUGCUCGUACACCUCCAUUAUGUCCCCAGGGCGGCCCGCCCCGGGAUAGGCAUUGUCUUCACUCGCCACACUCUCGAUUCGCACGUGCUGGUCCUGGCUGCGGGCAUACCAACGUGACAAAGAGAGAGGGACACACAGAGAGAGACAGACCGUGAUGGGUAGUGUCUCAUUAUUGGGUGGCGCCGUACCUGUAGAGGCGGUAUAUCAGCUCAAACCCACAUUUGCCGAGCUCGGACUUGGCGCACCAGGCCUGGACGUACUCGCACUGGCUGGGGCUGCACAUGCCCUCCACCCCCAGCACCUUCUGCCGCACCCCCACCGCCCACUUCAUCUUCUCACCCUGCUUCUUGGGCGGCUCAUUGCCCAUCCACUGCUCGCACACACACGUGCUCUGCUCCAGCUCGUCGGCAAAGGACACGCUCAUGGGUGUGAGGUAGAUGGCCGACCACACCAGCUGCACCUUGUAGACCUGCCCGAGGCCAGAGGGGUCAGCCGUGCUCUCGACGAUGCUGAACUCGCCCUCCAAUUCUUGCACUAGCAAGGGAACAGGAGGCAGGCAGGGAAGGAGGAAGCGUGGCUUGUGUGUUUGCUUCGUCGCGUUGCUGUGGCAUGCCAUACUCGUACCGCUGUCGAAUGCGUUGGCGUCAAAGCACGUCUUGGCAUCCGUGCUCUGGAACGAUCGGUCAUACAUAUAGAACUGCCCAAAGCCACCAGCCAUCACCCGCGGACCAAACAACACCUUGGUCUGCCGGUAGGUCAGCGCCCCCACAGGAUUGCUGCCCACCGGGGAGCACGCCUUCUCCCACACGCCACACAAGGCGUCAGGGCUGUCGGGCACCAUCAACCUGGCCCUGCCAUACUCCCAC
Vitrella brassicaformis is the source of this 1282-nucleotide messenger RNA. The record is from the annotation of a GenBank genome assembly. NCBI's taxonomy places the organism in Eukaryota, Vitrellaceae.